This is a messenger RNA of Megalops cyprinoides (Indo-Pacific tarpon), 1829 nucleotides long. It is a transcript of the gene miip, whose product is annotated as migration and invasion inhibitory protein. The record is from RefSeq and is a predicted model, not a curated record. The transcript has 9 exons. Bases 316 to 1611 code for a protein of 431 amino acids. Gene Ontology annotation, biological process: negative regulation of cell migration; negative regulation of G2/M transition of mitotic cell cycle. Lineage: Eukaryota; Metazoa; Chordata; Actinopteri; Elopiformes; Megalopidae.
UUGAUCAAACGUCGCGUUUACUCUAACGUUAAUUUAACUUCACUUUACGUUAACAUAACAUUAGUUUGGCUACCUAACAGGCAGCGUCUCUACCGUAGCAUUAGCAACGACGAUUAUUAACCAUUACCAAUUAAACGCCGAUCACGCCUGAGGUUAGCUGAAGUUACUUUGAAAGCUGUCAACUAGUUAGAUCGCUGAAGCUAAGUGUAGCUUAGUGGAGUCAGUCAGCUACGUUGUAGGUAUCUUAACAACGAUCCAGUUUGAAUCACUUGCCUUAACUCUGCCUUGUAUACCCUGCUAACAAAAGCUGAGGAAAUGUCCUCGUUUGAGAGGUUAGAUGCUCUGCGGGAGCGGAAUAAAGAUUUGCUGAAGCAGCUGAGGGAUAAGACGGAGAGGAUGCACAGUCUCACAGCGGGGUCCUUUCCGCCUUCCACGCGUGCAUCCGGGCGUAGUGGAGCUGCGGUGUCCCCGGUAACGGUAGCGCAGGAACCCGGGGCAGACACCGGCGGUGACGGAACCACAGCUGCGACGUUCAGCAGCGACGAACCGGGAGAGAGAGUGUCCGAGUCAUUGGUGACUGUGCCCGGGGUGGAGCUGGGCCCGGCCCGGGCUGCACUGGGCAGGCCUAGAGCUCAGCUCAACGCGGAGAGAGACCAGGAGGAAGCAGCGGCCUCUGACGCAGACAGCGCCUGCAGUUCCGCACCUCCACCGCAGAGCACGUGCCGUGGCUCACAGCCUGCAGGGGGCGCUGCAUACAGCGGGCUUCUGCAGGACCAUGGAAACAGGCGCACUGCACAGGCCCAAAGGGCAGGCCCCCAGGGGCCCAGACCCAUCCUGCUCAACCAGGACAGGGAGCAGAGAGAAGCAGGACGGGUGAAAUUCCAGGACCAGUUUGCGGAUCGUCAGCACCUGCGCCCCCUGCUGGGAUAUGACUGGAUUGCAGGCCUGCUCGAUGCGGAGAACUCCCUGACCGAGCGCUCCGAGCAGUUUUUCACUGAGCUGCGCAACUUCCGCCAGGUCAACCAGGAGGAGUGUGUCCACAGCCAGCGCGAAGGAGUCACAGAAGAUGAUAUUUCACCCUCUGAGCUGCUCGCCGAAGAAAGGAACCCAGAACUCCCUCCGGACACACACCAGUGCACAUUCUGCUACCGAAUCAACAGCCGCCUGUUCCCUGUCCCUCUGGAUCCUCAGAACGCCUGCCCGGUGUGCAGGAUUCCCAAAUCUCAGCACCCACACACUGCAUCAGAGCCAGCUUACAUCAGGGUGAGCAUCCCCCGCUCCACACUCCUGCCGGCGUACCGGUACAGAGCGCACCGCCGGCGCAGCUUUGACCCCUCCGACAGUCUGGGCCUGCCCUCGCACUGUCUGUCGGGCUGGUCCGGCAGACCCCCGGCCGCAGCCUCGCAGGUCGGCAGCCUGGAUCUGCGCAGCUGCGUGAGCGCUGUCCACUCCGCAGCCGUCCCGUCUGCGCAGCCCAACGAGGACCUCUCUACCUCCAGAGGGAGGGUGGGCCAGCGGUCUGAGGAGCUGAUGGGCGUGUCUCGUUUAACCCGCUCCCGUCUCCAGGGUGACCGGACAGAACCGCCCAGCACCACCGACUGGGUUUACUGAGAGAGCAAAAAACCCGUGAAGCGGCAUCCAACUGAGAUUCACCCAGCCACACACUGCAAACCACAACAUCUGCGAGGACUCGCUAAUAAUGCUACUGAAACCUUGCAUGCGGGGUAGUUAUUGGAACAUUAGCUGAAUUAUGGGACACCUCAUGAAAGAAGUACUCUAGAUAUAUCGCAGGUUUCAAAUCUGGACUGUCGCACUCAAGAUUAUGUCAG